GCGUGAUAUCCUUCCGCUGGAGAGAAGCGCGCGGCCCUUUCCCUCUGGAUGAGAACGGGCUUCAGCCGUUAAACCGGAGAGCGACCGGGAACCGACGACCACGAGUAGGAUCCGCGCCCCAGCCGCCCUUGUGCUGCCGUGACCCGCCCCGGGCCCGACCCGCCCUGGAACACUGACCCGCUCCGCUGCGGCACGCGGACACCGACACCUGCGAGCAAACAGACCCCGAACAGAGCGACGGAGAGCGGCUGCCGGCGGACGGACGGACCGACGGACGGAAUGGAGCUCAUCACCAUCUUGGAGAAAACCGUGUCUCCGGAUCGGAAUGAACUGGAGGCGGCUCAGAAGUUUCUGGAGCAGGCGGCCAUAGAGAACCUGCCCACGUUCCUGGUGGAGCUGUCCAAGGUGCUGGCCAACCCGGGGAACACCCAGGUGGCCCGGGUGGCGGCCGGUCUGCAGGUCAAGAACUCGCUGACCUCCAAAGACCUGGACGUGAAGACCCAGUACCAGCAGAGAUGGCUGGCCAUCGACACCAACGCACGCCGCGAGAUCAAGAACUACGUCCUACAGACCCUGGGUACAGAGACGUACCGGCCCAGCUCGGCGUCGCAGUGCGUGGCCGGCAUCGCCUGUGCAGAGAUCCCAGUGAACCAGUGGCCGGAGCUGAUCCCACAGCUGGUGGCCAACGUCACCGACCCGUCCAGCACCGAGCACAUGAAGGAGUCCACGCUGGAGGCCAUCGGAUACAUCUGCCAGGACAUCGAUCCGGAGCAGCUGCAGGAGAACGCCAACCAGAUCCUGACGGCCAUCAUCCAGGGCAUGAGGAAGGAGGAGCCCAGCAACAACGUCAAACUGGCAGCAACCAACGCCCUGCUCAACUCCCUGGAGUUCACCAAGGCCAACUUCGACAAAGAGACGGAGCGACACUUUAUCAUGCAGGUGGUGUGUGAAGCAACGCAGUGUCCAGACACCAGAGUGCGUGUUGCUGCUCUGCAAAACCUGGUGAAGAUCAUGUCUCUGUAUUAUCAAUACAUGGAGACGUACAUGGGACCGGCUCUGUUCGCUAUCACCAUCGAGGCCAUGAAGAGCGACAUUGACGAGGUGGCGCUGCAGGGCAUCGAGUUCUGGUCCAACGUGUGCGACGAGGAGAUGGACCUGGCCAUCGAGGCCUCGGAGGCCACGGAGCAGGGCCGUCCCCCGGAGCACACCAGUAAGUUCUACGCCAAAGGAGCCCUGCAGUACCUGGUCCCCAUCCUGACCCAGACACUCACCAAACAGGACGAGAACGACGACGACGACGACUGGAACCCCUGUAAGGCGGCGGGGGUGUGUCUGAUGCUGCUGGCGACCUGCUGCGAGGACGACGUGGUUCCUCAUGUCCUGCCGUUCAUCAAAGAGCACAUCAAGAACCCCGACUGGCGGUACCGCGACGCCUCGGUCAUGGCCUUCGGGUCCAUCCUGGAAGGACCAGAACUGAACCAGCUCAAGCCUCUGGUCAUCCAGGCUAUGCCCACGCUCAUCGAGCUGAUGAAGGACCCAUCCGUGGUGGUCCGGGACACCACGGCCUGGACCGUGGGCCGGAUCUGCGAGCUGCUGCCCGAAGCCGCCAUCAACGAAGUCUACCUGGCGCCGCUGCUGCAGUGUCUGAUCGAAGGUCUGGGGGCGGAGCCCAGGGUGGCGUCCAACGUCUGCUGGGCCUUCUCGUCUCUGGCCGAAGCCGCCUACGAGGCCACGGACGCCGCCGAGGACCAGGAGGAGCCCAGCACCUACUGCCUGUCCUCGUCCUUCGAGAUCAUUGUCCAGAAGCUGCUGGAGACCACAGACAGACCUGACGGACACCAGAACAACCUGCGCUCGGCCGCCUACGAAGCCCUGAUGGAGAUUGUCAAGAACAGCGCCAAAGACUGCUACCCAGCGGUCCAGAAGACCACGCUGGUCAUUAUGGAGCGGCUGCAGCAGGUCCUGCAGAUGGAGUCCCACAUCCAGAGCACGUCCGACAGAAUCCAGUUCAACGACCUGCAGUCUCUACUCUGCGCCACCUUACAGAACGUUCUGCGUAAAGUGCAGCAUCAGGACGCUCUUCAGAUCUCUGAUGUGGUGAUGGCGUCUCUGCUCAGGAUGUUCCAGAGCACCGCAGGCUCCGGCGGCGUCCAAGAGGACGCUCUGAUGGCCGUGUCCACGCUGGUCGAAGUUCUGGGCAGUGACUUCCAGAAGUACAUGGACGCCUUCAAACCGUUCCUGGGCAUCGGACUGAAGAACUACGCCGAGUACCAGGUGUGCCUGGCGGCGGUGGGCCUGGUGUGCGACCUGUGCAGAGCCCUCAUGUCCAACAUUCUGCCUUACUGUGAUGAGAUCAUGCAGCUGCUGCUGGAGAACCUCGGGAACGAGAACGUGCACCGGUCGGUGAAGCCUCAGAUCCUGUCUGCGUUCGGGGACAUCGCUCUGGCCAUCGGAGGAGAGUUUAAGAAGUACCUGGACAUCGUCCUGGACACGCUGCAGCAGGCGUCGCAGGCGCAGGUCGACAAGACGGACUACGACAUGGUGGACUACCUGAACGAGCUGCGGGAGGGCUGUCUGGAGGCCUACACCGGGAUCAUCCAGGGCCUGAAGGGGGACCAGGAGAACGUCCAUCCUGACGUGAUGCUGGUGCAGCCUCGUGUGGAGUUCAUCCUGUCCUUCAUCCACCACAUCGCCGAGGAUGAGGACCACUCCGACGGCGUGGUGGCCAACGCCGCCGGCCUCAUCGGUGACCUGUGCACGGCCUUCGGUAAAGACGUCAUGAAGCUGGUGGAGGUGCGCCCGCUCAUCAACGACCUGCUGACGGAGGGACGGCGCUCCAAGACCACCAAGACCAAGACCCUGGCCACCUGGGCCACCAAGGAGCUGCGCAAGCUCAAGAGCCAGGCCUGAUCGUGUCUUGUCGUCGUCGUCGGAGGCUUCAAGCUCUGGGAGACGUUGUCGAACGGUGGCCUCUGAUUGGUCGGCCGUGUGUCUGUGUGUGAGCGAGCGAGCGACGUGUGUGAGUGACGGACGACAUCACACCACCUUCAGUCGCCUCAGUGACCUUUGACCUUCCCCCACCCACCCACCCCCUCCUCUUUGACGCCUGUGGACUCGGACUGAACUUUGACCUCCUCCUUACUCCCACGAUGCACCUCUCUGGCCGUAGCCGGGCUCGAUGACAUCAUCCUGACCCCGCCCACCUUCGACUUGGGGGGGGGGGGGGGUGGCGGGAGGACGGAGGGGGAGCUUCGACAAAAUAAAAGACUGUGAUGAGAUGAACCAGACUCUGUGGAAACGUAGGUUUAUGUUGCUCUUUUGUUUUUGUUUUUUUUUUCUUCUUCUGUGGUCGGACAGCGAAGGACGUCUGACGGACAGGAAGUCCAACGGCAGCACUAGAUCCUUUCAAAUUAAAGCUCCACCCAUCAACGCGAAAACACUUAACGAGCGGACGACCAGUGCCAAACAAACCCGUAGUUUAAAGGAGACGCCGCCGCCUCCGAGCAGGGCAGCGCGCCGCCGGUUCGACUCCCGCUGGUUUGACUCCGCCUCCAGGUUUCGGGGGGGGGGCGGGGUCACUUACAUUUAUGAUGUUAAAUAUAUGAAACGCCCGUCAGAAGAGUUUGUAUGAGGUUCUAUUUUUCCAUUUUGCUCUGAUUGAUUAAAUAAAGAUGUGAAACAUUCCCCGUCAGCUCCUGCUCUUCUUCUUCUGCUCGUGUUCAUCUGUCGGACCCUGGACUCCGCCUCCCGCUCUCCUGGACUCCGCCUCCACGCCACAGCCUGGGUUUUCCUCUGUGGUUUUUGUUUUGUUUUCUUUUUUACUUAUUGCUUCUUCUUGGGUUUGAGACUCCGAGUCCGAGCCGUCGGCUGAAACGGGGGGAGGGGGCUUUUAUUUCAUAGGGAGGAGGCACUUCCUGUGUUGACAUGGGCUUUUAUUUUGUAGGAGAAGGCACUUCCUGUGUUGACGUGCUAAACGGCGACUCGAUGAAUCUGAAUUGUGAAUCAUUUAAAGCCAAUCUGCUUUUUAUUUCCUAUUUAGCGGAAAACUAAUAAAGUCUAUAUUGUACUGAA
This is a messenger RNA of Sphaeramia orbicularis (orbiculate cardinalfish), 4071 nucleotides long. It is a transcript of the gene kpnb1, whose product is annotated as karyopherin (importin) beta 1. Bases 280 to 2910 code for a protein of 876 amino acids. Gene Ontology annotation, molecular function: small GTPase binding. NCBI's taxonomy places the organism in Eukaryota, Metazoa, Chordata, Actinopteri, Kurtiformes, Apogonidae. The transcript has 22 exons. Gene Ontology annotation, biological process: protein import into nucleus. The record is from RefSeq and is a predicted model, not a curated record.